This is a messenger RNA of Cuscuta epithymum, 1563 nucleotides long. The record is from the annotation of a GenBank genome assembly. Lineage: Eukaryota; Viridiplantae; Streptophyta; Magnoliopsida; Solanales; Convolvulaceae.
AGUUCUAGAAUUGUAGGAGUUCAAAUAUUUCAGCGUGCGUUCGGUAAUUUUACACGCCCUCUCUCAUUCUCUCUCCUUAUCCCCACCAAAAGAUGUCCCCUGUUUUCUACUUCUCUGUUCUCGUGUAUUUACUCUCUCCGUUUUGCACCGCCCAAGAGGGCAGCGCCUCCGUUGGCGACGGAGGAGUGAGGGUGGAGCUCUGGUGCGUGGCCAAGAACAACGCCGAGGACGCUGCGAUUCAAUCAGCGAUUGACUGGGCCUGUGGGGCAGGCGGUGCAGACUGUGGGCCCAUUCAGCCCGGUGGGCCGUGCUACGACGCCUCCGACAUCCAGCGGACGGCGACUUAUGCCUUCAACAAUUACUUCAUUAAAAAUGGCAUGACUAAUGACAGCUGUGAUUUCCAGAACACCGCUGCUCUUAUCUCCCUAAACCCUAGUUUUGGUAAUUGCAAGAUCCCAUCAAGGAAGUAGAUUUGAAUCGGACAAGAGAUGGUACUUAAAAUCGGUUAUAAUAAGAACACAGGAUUGACCGAACAAUAAAAAACAGGGGAAGUAAUGUGGAAUGAAAGGAGUAAUUUGUUUUUGUUUAAUGUAUGUUUAUGCUUACUUUAUGCCAUGAAUUAGUGAUAGUUUUCAAAGUCUAAUCCAUCUCAUUUUUAAUCCAUUAGAGUAUAUGUUAGUGAAAAAUUCAAUUUUUGUAGUUCUUUUCACAUUAUGUUUUUUUUUGUCAAAAUAUAUUAUUGGCCCAAGUUCAACAUCUUUGAAAAGAGUCAAUUGUGCUCUUAUCUUUGUGACUUUGUGUGGCUGAGAUAGGAUGGUUUACACCAAAGGUGAUGCUCAUGCAAGUUUUUGUCUUUUAAAUAUGGUAGGAUAUUCACCAAUAAGCAUGUUUAUGGCCACAUCUUUAAGAGUUGAGUGGAGUGGAGUUUAUCUUAGAGCAAUAGAGCAGAUAGAAUUGACUGUUUAGAUACAUUUUGUUUCAGUAUUUCUAGUGAAUUGCAUAAUUUGUUCUGGCUAUGGAGAUCAGUAAUCUCAACAACAUUCUUUGUGCAGCCUAAGCAAACCAAUAAGUAUAGUUGUAGGAACUACACAAGCAGAUGUUUACAGUAGCAGUUGUAUACAAGUUGGAAGAUGGAUGUGGGAUUUGGUCACAAUCAGUUUCUUGUUUGUACCUUUAUUUAUUUUUUGAGGAUGUUAAAGAUGGUGGCCUCUGUUAUAUACUGUCAGAGAUGAGGGCAAAAUGGCAUUUCCCAAGAUCAUCUGAAUACAUGUACUUCCCCUUUAGGUCUGCAAUCCUUUUUUUGUAUCUAGCAACUUUGUAGGACAGCCUGCAACAAUUGUUUGCUCUUCAAUCUGACCCUAUGGGUAAUUGUAAUUGUAGUUUCCAGCUUAGGAUGUUAAUCAAUCAUAGACUUUUAUCAACUCUUAGCUUGAAAUCCUUGAAUCUUAGUGUGUGUGCAUCUCCUUCCACUGUAAUCGGUUCCAAGACACUUAUUUGAUCAUAAUAAACAUGUCCCCUGUACUUGGUUUUUGCAUGUAAUCAAGUCCAACAUCACUAGUUCAC